This is a messenger RNA of Ananas comosus (pineapple), 1042 nucleotides long. RefSeq names its product putative 12-oxophytodienoate reductase 11. Gene Ontology annotation, molecular function: oxidoreductase activity; FMN binding. The transcript has 4 exons. The record is from RefSeq and is a predicted model, not a curated record. Bases 161 to 1042 code for a protein of 293 amino acids. Lineage: Eukaryota; Viridiplantae; Streptophyta; Magnoliopsida; Poales; Bromeliaceae.
UGGUGGUUGCGAAGAAGACUUUCUACUUUGGAGGCUACGGAUUGCGGGUAAGAUCCGUUUCUCGCCGGUACCUCUAUCUACAAAUAUAUCCUGCGCUGUGUUUGCUCCCAUAGAAACUCACGAGGCAAAGAUCAAAAAAAAAAAAAAAAAAAGGAAAAAAAUGGAAUCUACUCCUCUUCUAACUCCAUACAAGAUGGGAAAAUUCGAUCUCUCCCACAGGAUUGUUUUGGCCCCGUUAACAAGAUCAAGAUCCUAUGGAAACAUUCCCCAACCACAUGCUAUAUUGUAUUACACUCAAAGGACAACAAAGGGGGGGUUUCUAAUCUCUGAAGCCACUGGGAUCUCAAACACUGCGCACGCGUAUAAGGACACUCCAGGUAUAUGGACUAAGGAGCAAGUGGAGGCUUGGAAACCUAUUGUAGAUGCUGUGCAUCAAAAGGGUGGUGUUUUCUUCUGUCAAAUCUGGCAUGCUGGGAGGGCAUCCCCACAUGAAAACCAACCUAAUGGACAAGCACCAAUCUCGAGCACAGACAAGCAAAUAGCACCUCAGGAUAUUCAAGAUGGCGGUGUUAUAACAAGCUCCAGUCCUCGACGGUUAAGAAGUGAUGAGAUCCCUGGAGUUGUUAAUGAUUUUAGGCUGGCUGCAAGGAAUGCAAUUGAAGCAGGAUUUGAUGGUGUUGAAAUUCAUGCCGCGCACGGCUACCUGAUUGAACAAUUCAUGAAGGACAGCGUCAACGACCGGACCGACGAGUACGGGGGCAGCCUCGAGAACCGCUGCCGCUUCGCGCUAGACGUCGUCGAGGCGGUGGCGGACGAGAUCGGAGCUGAUAGAGUAGGAGUGAGACUCUCACCCUUUUCCGACGACUGUGAGUGCUGGGACUCGAACCCGGAAACCCUCGGACCCUACAUGGUUCAGUCACUGAACAAGUACAACAUUCUCUUUUGCCACAUGGUCGAGCCUAGAAUGUGCAUUGUGGAAGGACGAUACCAAAUCCCUUUUUUUUUUUUUUUUUUUUUUUGUAAAAGACACGUUUGUUUAUGA